Talaromyces amestolkiae is the source of this 1575-nucleotide messenger RNA. RefSeq lists its product as uncharacterized. Gene Ontology annotation, biological process: L-tryptophan biosynthetic process. Gene Ontology annotation, molecular function: anthranilate synthase activity. Bases 1 to 1575 code for a protein of 524 amino acids. Lineage: Eukaryota; Fungi; Ascomycota; Eurotiomycetes; Eurotiales; Trichocomaceae. The record is from RefSeq and is a predicted model, not a curated record. The transcript is spliced from 4 exons.
AUGUCCUUUCCGAAUUUGCCGGCUACAGUAGCCCCAACCAUCGUGGUUGCGCGCGAUGUCAUCGCCCAAUCUCGGAAUGCCCCAAAUCCUCCCAACCUUCUGCCGUUGAUGACCUCGAUCCCUGCCGAGCUCUUGACUCCCACAUUAGCAUAUUUGCGCAUUGCUGCUAAGUCGAAAUUGUCGUUUUUGUACGAGAGUGCUGCUACUACGGAGACAAUUGGGCGAUACAGUUUUGUCGGAGCCGACCCAAGAAAAAUAAUCAAAACCGGCGCUGGACAUGGACCUGAAUGCGAUCCUCUGCCCAUCCUUGAAAAAGAACUCGCACAAUUCCGGAGUGCUACGGUGCCUGCCCUGAAACUACCCCCCUUGACCGGAGGUGCCAUUGGCUAUGUGGGAUAUGACUGUAUCCGAUACUUCGAGCCGACGACAGCCCGACCACUAAAAGACGUGCUCGGUGUUCCGGAAUCCCUCUUCAUGCUAUUCGACACCAUAAUUGCUAUCGACCAUUUCUUCCAGGUCGUCAAAAUCAUUACAUAUAUCCCAAUACCCGACAACGAUGCAGACCUCGAGGCGGCAUAUCUCAAGGGUCAGGCGUUGUUGCAGGAGAAGAUUGACAUUUUGAUAGAUCCACAUGUUCCGCUGCCGCCACAAGGACCUAUAGUCCCUAACCAGGAGUAUACAUCAAAUAUUGGUCAGGCCGGAUAUGAGAGCCACGUUACCAAGCUCAAGCAACAUAUUCAGGUCGGUGACAUAUUUCAAGCUGUGCCCUCUCAGCGAUUGGCUCGUCCGACCUCGCUUCAUCCCUUCAACAUAUUCAGACAUCUCCGUUCCGUAAACCCGUCGCCAUACCUGUUUUAUAUCGACUGUGAAGACUUUCAACUUGUGGGUGCUAGUCCAGAGUUGCUUGUCAAGGAAGAGAAAGGUCGAAUUAUUACUCAUCCUAUCGCGGGAACUGUCAAGAGAGGACAGACUGCUGAAGAGGACGAGGCACUUGCAGCUGAGUUGCGGGGGAGUCUUAAAGACCGCGCGGAGCAUGUCAUGCUUGUGGAUUUGGCCAGAAACGACGUUAACCGCGUGUGCGACCCUAUGACCACACAGGUUGAUCGACUGAUGGUCGUUGAGAAGUUUUCGCACGUACAACAUCUCGUAUCUCAGGUGUCUGGCGUGCUUCGGCCGGACAAGACACGUUUCGACGCUUUCCGUUCCAUCUUCCCAGCAGGCACUGUCUCAGGUGCGCCCAAAGUGCGCGCAAUGCAGUUGAUUGGCGAACUAGAAAAGGAGAAAAGAGGUAUCUACGCAGGUGCAGUCGGAUAUUUCGGAUACGACAAAGCCUCCAUCGACGGCUCGAGUACGAUACCCGGUGAUAUGGAUACUUGCAUUGCGCUGCGGACGAUGCUUGUCAAGGGCGGAGUGGCGUAUCUGCAGGCUGGAGGAGGUAUUGUGUUUGACUCAGACGAGUACGAUGAAUAUGUGGAGACGCUGAAUAAGCUGGGUGCGAAUAUUGCUUGUAUCAAGGGGGCGGAAGAGAUAUAUAUGCAGCUUGAGAAGGCAGUUGCUUCUCGUGGAACUAAAUAG